UGACCAGUACCAGCUCAGAAAGUUCUCCGACCCCGAGUUUCUCUCCAUUCCUCUUUCUCUCUGUUUCUUCUUUCUUUCUUUCGGCUAUGUUCAUCUCUUUCUCCAAUUGAAACCUCAACACUCUUCCUCCAACCGUUUCUUCUGGUCACUUCCUAUUUCCAUUUCCUCUUAGGGUUCACUUCACAACAACAUCACCACCUUCUUCUUCUUCAUUCUCCCAAAACUCUCAGAUCUGCUCCCUGUUUUCUCCAUUUCGCAUUCAAUUUGCUACGGAAAAUCGCAGUUAACAAACACAUGAUCUAGUGUUUUUCUUUCUCUGCAAAUUCAUGUUCGCAUCGUGAUUUUGGACUUCAAUUUGACUAGCUCUGCAGUGCAGAGCUGCUGGUGGUGGAGAUGGCGAGUCGGAAGGAGGACGAGAAAAACGAGCGCGUCAUUCGAGGUCUGCUCAAGCUUGAAUCGAAUCGGAGGUGCAUUAACUGCAACAGCCUGGGACCACAAUAUGUGUGCACGAAUUUCUGGACGUUUGUUUGCACUAACUGCAGUGGAAUACACCGGGAAUUUACUCAUCGAGUGAAAUCAAUUUCAAUGGCUAAAUUUACUUCGCAAGAAGUUAUUGCACUUCAAGAAGGAGGAAAUCAGCGUGCGAAAGAAAUUUAUUUCAAAGAAUGGGAUGCACAGCAUCAAUCUUCCCCCGAUAGCAAUAACGUUAAUAGGCUUCGGGACUUUAUUAAGCAUGUUUAUGUGGAUAGAAGAUACACUGGAGAUAAGACUUCUGACAAACCACCAAAAGUAAAGGCGGGCGACAAAGAUGAUUCCUAUAAAAACAGAAGAGCUGAGGCAUACCAGGGAGGAUCUAGAAGCCCUCCAUAUGAAGACACAUAUGAACGUCGUUAUAGUGACAGAUCUAGUCCAGGUGGAAGGAGUCCGGGAUAUGAUCAAGAAAGCAGGCAAUAUGGUGAUUAUAAAAGAAGUCCUGGUCGUCCUCCAAUUAUCAAUGAUUGGCGUCGUGAAGAUCGUAGAACAUCGGAUGGAGACUAUAAGGUGGAAAGUCAAUCUCCUGAACGAGUCAAAGAUCUGAAUUCUUCAAGCCCACCUGUGGUCCGACCUGUUCGAGAUAUCUUGGGAGACAAUGUAGUACCUCUUCGAAUAAGUGAACCCCCCAAACCAAACAGUGGAAGGGCUGCUGACGGCUCAUCACUAACACAGAGAACUGCAUCUUCUGGAAGCUUGGCAUCCAGCAUCCAAAACACAGUGGAGGUUAAGCUUGAGACUGCUAAGAGCCUUAUCGAUUUUGAUGCAGAUCCUGAACCUAUUGCCCCAGCAAUUCCUCAAGCUCAACAAAUUACUUUGCCUCAACCUGUAAUGCAGCCGGCAAAUUCCAGUGGUGACAAUUGGGCCUCUUUUGAUAUUGCUUCUGAGGCAAAGGCAACUCCAAGCCCCUCAAAUUUAAAUCCGCUCGAAUCUGUGCUGUCUCAAUUGUCUGUGCCAGCAUCUUCACCUGCUCAUUCUUCUGGAGUACAAGGACCUAUUCCAGCAUUAGCUCUUUCUUCUGCUUCUGGGGCCGCAAGUGUUAGCGGUUUCUCAGUUUUCCAACCUAGUGGUGCUUCAGUUCCAUCUUCUGGAUUGGCAACAGCAUCGCCUCUUAAUAAUGUAGGACAGUGGGCCAAUUUGCAGCAUAAGCAACCAUUGUUCCCUGCAGCUGCUAGUCAGCCUACUACCCAACAAUUUGCGCGCCCAGUAGGUGGUGCUGUGAACAAUCAGCCGUGGAGUGUACCUUCUGUACCCACAGUACAAGGGCAUCCAAGUACACAAAUGCCAGAUGCAUACCAUCAUGCGUCAAAUCCUGGCAAUGAGGCUAUAAACAAUAUUGUUUCCCAACCUUCUACCGUAGAAAUAAAGCCAAGUGGAAGAAUAGAACUUCCUGAGGAUCUGUUCACUUUCAAAUAUCCAUCCUAUCCUGCUCCAGUUCGUGGUUGGCAAAUGGGUCAUCCCCAUGGCAUGGGUAUCUCAAUGCAAUAUAGUAAUGUUGUGCCUGUGCCAAGUUUUCCGCAACCAUCAAAGUCAACGAAUCCAUUUGAUGUCAGCAGCAAACCAACCCCAGAUCAAGCCCCAACUUUCCCGUCCAUGUCAUCCUUGCAAGGUGCGCUGCCAAAUGUACCAUCUUCAGGUGCAAAUCACCCUUCAAGCCUGGGCAAUGCACCAUAUGCCUGGACUCAACCCCCAUCAGCCCAAGGUGCCCUGUCAAGUACACCACCUUCAGGCACAAUGCACCCUUUGGGCCUGGGCAACCAAUCACAUGCCUGGACUCCACCCAUGCCAUCCUUGCAAGGUGCCCUGCCUCGUGGACCACCUUCAGGCACAUUGCACCCUUCAAGCCUGGGCAACGCAUCACAUGCCUGGACUCCUCCCCCUUCAUCAUCAUAUGUACCAGUCCUGCCUGCACAAGCACAAGCUCAUGCAUCAGCAUUUGGACCAAGCGCAUACAUGGGACAACAAUUGCCAACUAACAUGCCCAUGCCAAGGCAAGAUGUUGGGAGUUACGGCAUUGAGGGAGACUUUUUCGGCUUGGCAAAUCCAAAUCAGCAGCCGGCUGGUAGGUUUCCAAUCACUUCCCCCCCUAACACCUUCCCUGCUGGAGGGAACCCAUUCGGAUAAUGUGAAGCUUUGCGGCUGGACAUUUAAAGUCAAGCAUCAACUUGUUGCUUCCUGUACAAAUAUGUGUAAGUUUCUGUUUCUAUUGUUUGUCGGGCAAAGUUAUACGCUUGCGCAUGAGAAGAGAUUUGUGGUAACCCCUGGGUCGAAGUCAAAUAUUUGCAAUUGGCCGUGUAAAUUGUUUAUUUAUAUAGGAAAGAGGAAGACGAAAUCUGGUUUCGUGGAAGAGGGGCAUUAGCGUACUGAGAUGAAGAGCAAAUGAAUGAAGGGGGGGACCAGAGAACCCUUCGAAAUUUCUUCUUCUUCUGGGUGCACCCAUGCUGCUCAUAUUGUGCCCCUUAGCCGUGCUCUUUUUUUUUCGUUUUACUAUAAUGUAUGAUCUUGUGAUCUUAAAAUUUUGGCAUUGUAUUUUUUCUUUGUGGAAAGUACAUGAAAUCAACUUACGGCUGCUAUAUGGGCUGGCCAAAGCAGUUCUAUGCCACUCUGUUUACUGAAAAUACAUGUGAUAGUGGUUGAUUUUUUUUGGCUUAA
Lotus japonicus is the source of this 3183-nucleotide messenger RNA. Its product is annotated as probable ADP-ribosylation factor GTPase-activating protein AGD14. The record is from RefSeq and is a predicted model, not a curated record. Lineage: Eukaryota; Viridiplantae; Streptophyta; Magnoliopsida; Fabales; Fabaceae. The transcript has 15 exons. Gene Ontology annotation, molecular function: GTPase activator activity. Bases 394 to 2655 code for a protein of 753 amino acids.